Molecule: messenger RNA, 1013 nt
Organism: Daphnia pulicaria
Lineage: Eukaryota; Metazoa; Arthropoda; Branchiopoda; Diplostraca; Daphniidae
Exons: 2
Coding region: 131-916 (261 amino acids)
Source: RefSeq, a predicted model, not a curated record
CACUUACAUUUCGAAAGAAGAGUUUAAACCAAAACGGUCGAGGUAACAAGUUGUGAAUCUAUAAAAUUGUAUUAGCCGUAAUACGUGGUUGUCUUAUUAUUUUGUGUGUUAACUAAAAUAGUGUUAAGCAAUGGGGAACGUUGCAAGUUAUUUUUCUGGCAAAGAGUCGUUAGAGGAGUAUGUUAUUUGUCAAACUGACGAAAAAAUCGUCGAUGGCAGCCAUCACACACCAGCACGUUGUGGCAAAAUUAUGGCAGCAAAUCAGUUAUGUGAUCCUAGAUCACCAACAUUUGAUAUCGAUCGUACGCCUAUCGAGUUUCAAGUGGAAGAUGAAGGGCCAGUGGACCCAAGAUCUCCAUCAUUUGGAAUUAUACGUACACCAGUGAACCCCACUGUUUAUAAAAUUCCAGAUGUACUAGAAGCUAGUAUUGAAAAAGAACGAGAGGGCCUGAUUCAGGUUCUGAAUUUUGCCGAUUUGGACUGCCUCUCUCUCUCUAACAUUGAAGAGGAUGAUUCCAUAGUCUCUGGAGAGGUUCCUGCACGAAUGGUCAUUGAAGAUCUUUCUGUUCCAAUGAUCACUGAUGAACUUCCUGCCCCAUUUAUUGAAGAAACUUUGGACUUUUCCUCCCUCGUCAUUGCGGCGUCGAGCACACCGACGUCAAGCCCAGUCAAAAUUUCUAGUAAAUCUAGACGUACCGUCACCAACAACGUCGUCAUCGAUGAAAAUAGUUUCGGCAAGAGCAACAGUCCAGUGAACGGCGGAAAUUCUCUGUUGGCUCGACCCCGAGUUCCUUUUGGUGAUGUUAACCGUCCUUCGUUGGCUUCCCCUCGUCUUCAAUUGCAACACAAACAAAGGCAUGUUGUGCGAACCGAAAUCCUUCAGCAUCAACAGCGGUAUUGCAACAAAAACGACUAAUCUAUUAUUGUCCCUUUUAUCUUCGAAAACAAAGAAAAUUUCAACCCCGUUUGAUACAAGUGUAGCUCGUGCACAAUAAAAUCAAAUUUUAAUUCCA